Molecule: messenger RNA, 659 nt
Organism: Aphidius gifuensis
Lineage: Eukaryota; Metazoa; Arthropoda; Insecta; Hymenoptera; Braconidae
Product: dynein light chain 2, cytoplasmic
Exons: 3
Coding region: 254-523 (89 amino acids)
Biological process (GO): cilium assembly; microtubule-based process
Cellular component (GO): cytoplasmic dynein complex
Molecular function (GO): dynein intermediate chain binding; dynein light intermediate chain binding
Source: RefSeq, a predicted model, not a curated record
CCAGGCGCUUCAAUCUUCAGUCUGUUCGACAAAAUUUCAGAGUCAGCUCGUGUCCAGAGAUAAAUUUUCUGGAAAAAUAAAUUUAUAAUAAUAUAAAAAUAAAUAAAUUAUUUUUAAAUUAAAAAUAACUCAAUAUAUAUUAUAUUUUUGGCAAGUUUUUCAACAAAAUUAUUUAUUAAAAUUCAUAAUAUUUAUCAAGGAUUAUUGAUAAUUAAUAAAACGUUGGCGAUUUAACCAAAGAAAUUUACACAACAUGUCGGAUCGCAAAGCUGUUAUUAAAAAUGCUGAUAUGUCAGAAGAGAUGCAGCAAGAUGCUGUUGAUUGUACGACUCAAGCAUUAGAAAAAUACAACAUUGAAAAGGAUAUUGCUGCAUUUGUCAAGAAAGAAUUUGACAAAAAAUACAAUCCAACGUGGCAUUGCAUUGUCGGCCGUAAUUUUGGCAGCUAUGUAACACAUGAAACAAGACAUUUCAUUUAUUUUUACCUUGGUCAAGUGGCCAUUCUCCUUUUCAAAAGUGGAUAAGCUGGUUUAUUUAAUUUUUAUUCUUUUUCUAUUAUUAUUAUUUUUUUUUUUUUCACAACAUUUAAAACUAUUUUCCCCUCUUAAUUCCUCCUUCCAUCUUGUCAUCACCAUGUCCAACUCUGCGUGAACCGAUAUA